AUGGAGCCCAAAAUUGCGCCGCUCGUAAAUCGCUGUCUUGCUUUAUUCGAAACAUUCAGUGAGUCCUUGUCAUCAAGUCAGGCCGAAUGUUCCACAACUCGUUCGCAUUUGGCCAGAUUUAGGCUGUGGGCAGGUAGCUUGGGAGCACAUCGGUCGUCUGGAGGUCGGUCACUGGAAUAUCGUCUUCGUGAUUCGUCCUUUGUGCGCAAUCACAUAAUCUCCCUGCUUCAAGAGCUUGUUUCCUCUAUUGAUGAAGGAAUUGAGUUGGCGAAUACAGAAAGCGACGACAAGAAAGCUUUGGACGAUGCAGACUUGGACUUGGAACUAUAUUUCCAGUCAGAUGAUGCCGACGAGCAAUCUGAAAUUACAAACAUUCUUGGCGACAUCGGGCAUAUUAUCGAUUGCUUGCUGAGACUAUCAAUCACGAUCCGAAAUCCAGCGCGUCAUGACCAAUUCAACUCCAGAGCUGGAGCAGAUACUGUUUCUUCUUACAGCGAGUGGGACAUGAAGCAUAUACGCGAAAAGUUCGACCGGCUUGAUGGUAAACUUGUUGAUAGACUAGCUAUGGCCAUGUCUCGCCGCCGCCAAUACAUCAAAUACCGAGAAGAACACAGCAAGAAACUUGCACAUGGGCUGUUGGACGAGCCUGGUGAGGGUGAAAACGCAACAACUAUUGCGUCUUCAAUUCCGAAAAAGCUAAAAGACGAGGAGAACACUGCAAUUUUUACUAAAAUGGAUGCACUCUUGGACAACAUGUCUGAAGUUUCAGGAACAUCGUAUGCGAAUUCGAUUGCUGCCAACAAUGAGCUACGAGUGCCCAGUAUACCAAGAGAGUAUAUCGACGGGCCAUUUUUGUGCCCUAUAUGCCAUACGUUAAUAAUCAUUAACGAUAGAAAUUCCUGGAAGGACCUUCAACCCUACGUGUGCUUAUUCGACAAUUGCUCGUCUCCAAGUCAAGUAUAUCAGCGUCGUAAAGACUGGGUGGCACAUAUGAAACAAGAACACUGGGUCUCCUGGUCUUGCUCGUUUGGAUGUUCUAAAUCGUUUCGUAGCCAGGAAAGCUUUGAGGAACACGUCACAACAAUCCAUGGGCAAAACUUCGAGUCCAUUGACUUACAGGCCGUUCUGAAUUUAUGCCGCUUUCCAAACGAUACAAAUACGGUUGGCAUAUGUCCUUUCUGCUUUGAUUACGAGAUCAAAUCUGACAAAAGCUAUCAAUCGCACGUCGGUGAUAAUCUCGAGCGCCUUGCCCUUUUUGUUUUGCCUAAAACGUUAUAUGAUGAUGAUAGCGACGGCGGCGACGACGAUUCUGAUAUUGAGACGCAGUCUCGCGGAGGCGACAGCUGGGAGAACGAGGAACCAGACGAAGGCAACAUAGAGAGUACGCACCCGCUGAUGGACUAUAAUAUGCAGUUGGAACUACUUGAACAGGCGAAUAAAAAGCGCCUCAUGAGGGCCCGUCAGGAGCAAAGCGAGAUGGAGGGAAUCCCUCGAGAUGGCCAGCCUAGCGUCCCCGCAGGAUUUGAUGGACAGCCGUUCCCAGAUACCUCGCCCCAGGCAAGGAGGUCCGGAACCUCUCCCAACCCUGAGGAGCAGAUGAAUAAUUCUAGCAUCCCCUCCCAUAUUCCUGGUGAUGACCAGUCCCUCGAGGCCCCCAACGCCAUGGAUUUCCUGGGCAACCACGUUGAGGUCGACAUGGCACCUCAUCUUUACAAGGGUGCAGAUGAAGGAAACAUGGAACAGGCUCAGAUGAACAGCAUGAAUCUGUCCGGCAAGAAGGUUUCUUUUGCCAAAGGCAAGAACAUUGCCAUGUUUCCAUCUACGACCCUCAAAUACCGGGAAGACAGUCCAGAUUCUCAUCCAGAUUCUCAGGACUCAGCUAUGAGGCACAGCGCCGGCGCCGGCGCCGGCAGCCCUCUGUUGUCCCUCUCAUUCCAGCAGGAAACCCUUCCUCCUUCUACGCUGAUUGAUAGAUUCUUCUUUGGUGAAGAUGAAGAAGACCUGGAUGCAGACAUCUCGAGCCCUGGUCGGCUUCCUCCACCGUCGGACACUGGUGAUAGUAGCUUGAAGAGAUCAACUUCCAUAACUCCCGCCAGUCCUAAGGGUGAGCAUCCUGGUGAUUCACAGCGACCUGAAAGUCACCAGGAACAAUUCGAAAGCUCUGAACAAAUUCGCACAACAGGAGAAGAAGAUCAUAGUCGACCCAGCACCCGCCAAAGUGAGCGCUUUGUGGAGGAGGAAUUCUCCACUUUCGCGGGGGUUGAUGAGGAUUUCUUUAAGCCAUCAUUACUACAGCGACAUAUGGCUGAGACAGACUCACUGAGAGACCAAGCCAGGGGAGUAGGCGUCAACAACGUUCGCCAGAGAUAUGGUAGUCUGUCAACUUUUCACGGCGAGGGUCCCAUAGAAACAAGCCCUAUAUCUGCGCUUCGUGCCGUCGAGCUGCCCGGCUCAGAUACCAUUGUACCUCGUCCACACGAUCACAGUGAGUAUGAGGACGCUACCGAGGAAUCAAAACGGCUUGAAGAGCAUCUUGGGGAGCAUUUUAAGGAGGAAGUCCAAGAAGUCCCCAUGUACGGUGACUCAAUUAAGCCACCAUAUGGCAUACCAGAAUUCAAAAAGCGACGAGGCAAAGAUGCCGCCGACGCUGCCGAGAAGAUGCGACGGCUUGAAGGGGAGUUCCGCGAUGAGGCUGAGCUUCGUGAUUUACAGAAACAGCUUGAUGCUAUUAAGGAGCGCGAGUCCAACGCCGAGAUUGAGAGGCGCGUAUCGAAUAAAUUCGCGCUUAGACGCUUUAUGGAGGAGGAGGAUGCUGCUGAAGCUGCCGAGAGAAAAAGACGGCUUGAAAGGGAUUCUAGUGGAGAUGAGGAGCGUCGCAUGAGGCGCCUAUUAGAGGAAUUCGAACGUACAUUCGGCAAGCAGGAAGAGGAAGCUGCCGAAGAGAAGCACCGGCACGAGAAAGAGUAUCGUGACGAGAUGUAG
Molecule: messenger RNA, 2982 nt
Organism: Trichoderma harzianum CBS 226.95
Lineage: Eukaryota; Fungi; Ascomycota; Sordariomycetes; Hypocreales; Hypocreaceae
Exons: 5
Coding region: 1-2982 (993 amino acids)
Source: RefSeq, a predicted model, not a curated record